AUUUAGCUCGACAGUUGAGUAAGGGCGCAGAUUAUUAUUUCUUCUAAUCGCUCGGUUUAAUAUAUUCAACGUGGGGCGAAGGAGAUAUCCUGAUUAUUUAUUCAUCACUGUGAUUCGAACCUUGGACCUCCCACUCCUGUGAUUGAUCCUAAUUCUUCUGAUCUUUUUCUUUUCUCUUUCUUGUUUGGUUGCUGCUGUGGUGAGGUGAAACCCUUGCGAGAGUGGCAAGGGUUUUGAGAAGAAGUGAAUAGUAUGCAGCAGCAGAGGGCGCAGCAGUGUCGACGGGGCAAGGUUCGAUUCAGGGUCGCGCAGAUCUUGGUUCGCUUAAUUUGGAUCAGCGGCAUCUUCACGGUCGCUUUGGGGGCCCUGCUUUCCACUCAUAUCUUUCCAAGCCUGAACUCGGUCUUUUGCUCGCGCCCGUCUUUGGCCGACCUACACAAACUGCAUCGCAAGGGUGAAUUUGGAGUGCAGAGUAGUACCAAAUUAAGUUGGACAAGGGAAUUGACUCCUCCACAUUUAUCUAGACGUUCACAAUCUUCUGAAAAGUUGGAUGGCGUGGAGACAUUGGCGGGAUAUGGGAAAUUAUGGAAGCAUCCACCAAGGCGAAAUUUUGAGCCAUGUGUAGAACCAAGUGAAUCGUAUAAAGCUCCCGAGGAAUCUCAAGGGUAUUUACUGGUACACACUAAUGGAGGAUUGAACCAGAUGCGAGCUGGUAUUUGUGACAUGGUAGCAGUGGCGCGAAUUAUUAAUGCCACACUAGUGAUUCCAGAGCUAGACAAACAAUCAUUCUGGCAAGAUUCGAGCAAUUUUUCUGAUGUUUUUGAUGAAGAGAACUUUAUAAAUACUCUGGCGAAUGACGUCAGAAUUGUAAGAAAACUUCCAAAGGAGCUUGCAUCAGUUACCAAAGCAGUAAAACACUUUCGAAGCUGGUCUGGUGUUGAAUAUUAUCAGGAGGAAAUAGCUCCUUUGUGGCAGGAAUUUAGCGUGAUUCGUGCAGCAAAAUCAGAUUCUCGUCUUGCAAAUAAUAACUUACCCCCAGACAUCCAGAAGUUGCGUUGCCGAGUCCACUAUGAUGCUCUCCGAUUUGCCCCACCCAUAGAAGCAAUGGGACAAUUAUUGGUAAAAAGGAUGAGAUCUUAUGGUCCAUACAUUGCCUUGCAUUUACGCUAUGAGAAAGAUAUGCUGGCUUUCAGUGGCUGUACUCAUGGUCUCACAGCUGCUGAUGCUGAUGAAUUAACAGCUAUCAGGGAGAACACCCCAUAUUGGAAGGUCAAGGAGAUAAAUUCCACAGAACAAAGAGCUAAGGGCCUGUGUCCAUUAACACCAAAGGAGGUUGGCAUUUUCCUCCGGGCCCUUGGCUACCCACCAAGCACACCAAUCUACAUAGCUGCAGGAGAGAUCUAUGGUGGUGAUGCUUGCAUGGCUGAGCUUGAAUCUCAAUUUCCAAAUUUGAUUAAAAAGGAAACAUUAGCAUCUAAACAAGAGUUGACACCUUUUGUAUCACAUGCAACCCAAAUGGCUGCUUUGGAUUAUAUUGUCUCAGUAGAAAGUGAUGUUUUUGUUCCUACAUACUCUGGCAACAUGGCACGUGCUGUUGAGGGUCACCGCAGGUAUUUGGGACAUCGCAAAACAAUUCUUCCCGACAGGAAAGCACUUGUAUAUCUAUUUAACAAGAUAGAUCGGGGAAAACUAUCAGAAGGAAAGCUCUCUACAAUAAUUACAGAAAUCCAUAGGAAACGACAAGGAUCACCGAGAAAGAGAAAAGGGCCUAUUUCUGGAACUAGAGGCAAGGAGAGGUUCCGCACAGAAGAGGCAUUCUAUACAAAUCCUCUGCCUGAAUGUCUCUGUCAAAAAGAGUCUACUCAAGAUAUCACAGAAUCAGUCUUUACGGUCACAAAUAUAACUUCUGGAAAGAGGUUACAGGAUUGGAAUACAGAAAACACAUUUAAUCAAACCUCUUUGAAUUCAACAGGAGUUUCAGGCGACGUAAAUAUUGUGACAAGAGAGCCAACAAUUCUACUAUAGUUCGUACCUGACAAGGCAAAUCCAUCCGACUGGGGAACCAUGUAAUCAUAUUUUUUAUUUAUUAAUUUUUCCAGGUAAUUUAUCACCUUUGCUAAUAUAGUGUAUAGUAAUGUAUAUUUAAUAGGGCCAGUCGAUAAUAUUUUGAAAUGGGAUGAGGUGCUUAGUGUUACGCUGGCUUAGUUACAUAAACAAAAGCACAAUGAAAAAGAGGGCAAAAAUAAGCACCCCUCUUUUGUGAAGAAAUAUGCCGGCUUAGUCUAUUUUCUGUCUUAUUUAUGGAGUUGAGCCAGUUUUAUUGGUCAAUGGCAAAUUUACAAAUGCAGCGAGAAAUUGAACAUUGUAUCCAACACUUUGACUACAUAAACAGAGCUUACUUCAUAUAGUGAGCAAAAAUAAAAGUUGGUAUCAAAAAGUUCGGAAUGUAAAAGCAUCCUAGCGGCAAGUAUAAAUUUUGGCUAAGGCAUCAUAAUUUAUGAGAAUAUUAUUGAAGGUGUUGUUUUGAGAAUAAUUUCAACUUGAAUAUAUUUCCUGCCAAGAGCUUAUUUUUA
Molecule: messenger RNA, 2573 nt
Organism: Cryptomeria japonica (Japanese cedar)
Lineage: Eukaryota; Viridiplantae; Streptophyta; Pinopsida; Cupressales; Cupressaceae
Product: O-fucosyltransferase 7
Exons: 12
Coding region: 253-2025 (590 amino acids)
Cellular component (GO): cytoplasm
Source: RefSeq, a predicted model, not a curated record